ACGUCACUCCUUAUAACCAGGAAGUGGUAGCACGUGCCUUUCCCGAAAGAAAAAAAAAUUAGAUAAAACAAUCCUGUCAGCUUGUGAGUACGUCACAGGCGCGAGCCGGGUAUCCAACGGCCUUUUAAUAUAAUUAAAAGGUCCACGCACUCCUCACGCUGCUUGUCUGCUCGACCCUCCAGUCUGCAACAUUCCCUGUCGGCUACACCUGGGACCAACAUGGCCUGUCUUCCAGCCCUCUUCAAAUACGUAGACGAGCAUCAGGAGGAAUACAUCCAGCGGCUGGCCCAAUGGGUGGCUGUACAGAGCGUGUCGGCAUGGCCAGAGAAGCGUGGGGAGAUCAAGAAGAUGAUGGAGAUGGCGGCCAAGGAUAUUGAGAGGCUGGGAGGCACCGUGGAGGUGGUUGAUAUCGGUAUGCAGAAACUGCCUAGUGGAGAAGAAAUCCCCCUGCCUCCUAUCAUUCUGGGUCAGCUUGGUUCUGAUCCAUCAAAGAAGACUGUGUGCAUCUACGGCCAUCUGGAUGUUCAGCCAGCCAAUACUGAGGAUGGCUGGGACACAGAACCUUUCUGCUUGGUGGAGAAGGAUGGGAAGCUUUUUGGAAGAGGCUCCACAGAUGACAAAGGACCAGUCCUGGCAUGGUUUAACUGUAUCGAGGCCUAUCAGAAGACCCAACAGGAGCUGCCAAUCAACAUUAAGUUCUGCUUUGAAGGUAUGGAGGAAUCUGGGUCUGAAGGGCUGGACCAGCUGGUUUUUGCUCGAAAAGAUUCCUUCUUCAAGGGUGUGGACUACGUGUGCAUCUCCGAUAACUAUUGGCUGGGGAAGACCAAGCCCUGCAUUACAUAUGGCCUGAGGGGUAUCUCUUACUUCUUCCUAGAGAUGGAAUGCUCUGACAAGGAUCUUCAUUCUGGAGUGUUUGGUGGUUCUGUACAUGAAGCCAUGACAGAUCUGAUUACAUUGAUGGGUUGUCUUGUGGGUAAGAAGGGCAAAAUCCUGGUCCCUGGAAUAUAUGAUGAUGUGGCACCGCUUUCACCGGAGGAAAAGAAUCUGUAUGAGAAGAUUGACUUUGACAUGGAGGAGUACUGCAAGGAUGUUGGGGCCUGCAAGCUGCUACAUGAUACCAAAGAGCAAAUCCUUAUGCAUCGUUGGAGAUACCCUUCCCUUUCUCUCCAUGGCAUCGAGGGUGCUUUUUCUGAUGCUGGAGCCAAGACGGUUAUCCCCCGCAAGGUUAUUGGCAAGUUCUCCAUCCGCCUGGUCCCUGACAUGGAUCCUAAGAAGGUGGAGAAGCAGGUGAUUGGCUACUUGGAGAAGAAGUUUGCUGAGCUCGAGAGUCCCAACAAGCUGAAGGUGUAUUCGGGUCAUGGUGCAAAGGCCUGGGUGUCGGACUACAAUCACCCCCAUUACAUGGCCGGCAGAAAGGCUAUGAAGACAGUGUUUGGGGUGGAGCCAGACCUGACCCGUGAGGGCGGCAGCAUCCCAGUCACUCUGACCUUCCAGGAGGCCACUGGCUGCAAUGUUAUGCUGCUCCCGGUGGGCUCCUCUGAUGAUGGUGCACACUCGCAGAACGAGAAACUCAAUCGGUAUAACUACAUCCAAGGCAUCAAGAUGCUGGGUGCUUAUUUCCAUGAAGUUUCUCAGCUUGAGUAAUGCGACCAGCUUCACAUUCCUUAACAGCCAUAAAUAAAAUAAUAAUGGACUAUAUUCUUCUCACGGCUGUGAAUCAAUUUUCAUUUGAGAAGAAAUAGUUAAAUGUCAUAUCAAGUUGUCAGCAGUAAACACUGUUACUGCCUGUAUGCUAGAUCUGCCUGCCUAUGGCAAGGUGAAAAGGUGGACCAGUGCAUGUAAUCACAAGGGAAAGGAAGUCACUCUUUUCUGUAAUAAACGCUUAUCAACCUUUGUCCUCACUUACCAAUGUGUAUGCUGGUUAUUGUUGCAGCUCAUCUCUUUAUUAAGCUUUUUGGUUAUUUUGAUGGUUCAAAUAGUGUCAAACUGAACACACUGUCCAAAGGAUGGAGCUCCUGUAUGUAUGAGUUUUGAUCAGGUUUUUUGAGUGAUACCUGCAGAGCUCAAAUUAAGAAGUAUACUUAUAAGCAUGGUGGGACCAGAGCUAAACACCACUCAGCUAUAUGUUCUGUUCUAAUAACAUUACAUAAGUUUUACACUUACUAUAUUUGUCUGUGUUAUUAUUCAUUAUCAAAGUGAAAUUUUUUUUGUUCCUCAUUUUGUAGUAGUGGCUCUCUGUUCUCAGAAGCAGUGCUUUCCUGAGUGGUAUGUUGAGGUUUUAGCAGUGGUUUACUGAGACUGAAUGAAUUUGGAACCCUAACAUGAUCUGUAAUGAUUAAGUUUUACCUCCUGUUUUGUCAUCUUUUCACUGUGAAACCAGAAGGUGAUAAUAAACUGACAAAAUU
Molecule: messenger RNA, 2405 nt
Organism: Scleropages formosus (Asian bonytongue)
Lineage: Eukaryota; Metazoa; Chordata; Actinopteri; Osteoglossiformes; Osteoglossidae
Gene: cndp2
Product: carnosine dipeptidase 2
Exons: 12
Coding region: 220-1644 (474 amino acids)
Biological process (GO): proteolysis
Cellular component (GO): cytosol
Molecular function (GO): metallodipeptidase activity
Source: RefSeq, a predicted model, not a curated record